GAAAGUUCCAGGCGGAGUUGCCGAAACAGAAAGUGUUCAGAAUGGUAUCGAUUUGGCCGGUGGCGCUCGCGUGUGCCCUAGUGGUGCUCUGCUCCGCGCAUCAAAUUCAGGCGGCCUCACCACGAUGGGAACCACAGAUUUCGGUGCUGUGCGAAGCCGGCCAGACAUAUCACCCGCAGUACCUGUCCGAGGAGGGCCGAUGGACUACGGACCUGAGCGUGAAGGUGCCCGGCUCGACCUGCCUUCGCGACAAGAUGGAUCUGCUGGACUACUGCAAGAAGGUCUACCCGGGACGGGACAUUACGAACAUCGUGGAAUCAUCGCACUACCAGAAGAUCGGCGGCUGGUGCCGGCUCGGUGCACUGAACGCAGCCAAGUGCAAAGGCGCCCAGCGAUGGAUUAAACCGUUCCGCUGUCUCGAGGGACCGUUCCAGUCGGAUGCGCUGCUCGUCCCGGAAGGCUGCCUGUUCGAUCACAUCCACAACGCGUCCCGCUGCUGGCCGUUCAUCAGGUGGAACCAGACGGGGGCGGCCGCCUGCCAGGAUCGCAACAUGCAGAUGCGCAGCUUCGCCAUGCUCCUGCCCUGCGGCAUCUCGCUCUUCUCCGGCGUCGAGUUCGUCUGCUGUCCGAAGCACUUCAAAGUGCCGAUGAAGGUGAAGAAGACGGAUCUGCCAGUGCUGCCGCAGGACACCGAUAUGUUGCCACCGCUCGACGAUGGGUCCGACGGUUCGGUCUCGUCGGACAACAACUCCGAGGACGAAGAAGAUGACGACGAUAUCGACGAUGAGGAAGACGAAGAGAUGAUGGGCGAUGAACCGAUCGAGAGCGAUGACGACGAGUACGAUUCCGAGGAGGACUUUGACAGUGGCAGCGAUAAGCCAUCGGACGCCGGGUCGGCCGACACUGGGUCGGCGGCCUGGGACAGUUUCACAACGCCGCCACCACCGAAGGACUCGAAGAAACAGGACAUCGGUGGUCCGAUCGGUGGCAGCGUGUUGUACGGUGGUGGAUUGCCCAGUACGACCGAGAAGGGGUCGGCUGCUGACCUGAUAACUACACCCAUCACCGCCAUCCCGACGCCGGACCCGUACUUUACGCACUUCGAUCCGCGCAACGAGCACCAGAGCUUCAAGAAUUUGCACGCCGAAUUUCAGGAAGCCCAACAGCGGCUCGAGGAAAGCCACCGCGAGAAGGUGACCCGCGUCAUGAAGGACUGGUCCGAUCUGGAGGAGAAGUACCAGGACAUGCGGCUGGCCGACCCGAAAUCGGCGCAAACGUUCAAGCAGCGUAUGACGGCCCGCUUCCAGACUUCUGUGCAGGCACUGGAAGAGGAAGGCAACUCCGAGAAGCACCAGCUGGCGGCCAUGCACCAGCAGCGCGUCCUUGCCCACAUCAACCAGCGCAAACGGGAGGCGAUGACGUGCUACACGCAGGCCCUCACCGAGCAACCACCGAGCUCGCAUCGCGUGGAGAAGUGUUUGCAGAAGCUGCUACGUGCCCUGCACAAGGAUCGUGCCCAUGCCCUAUCGCACUAUCGCCAUCUGCUGGGCUCGGGCGGCACCGGCGGGCUGGAGGCGGCGGCCUCCGAGCGUCCCCGUACCCUGGAGCGGCUCGUUGACAUUGACCGGGCCGUCAACCAGUCGAUGGCGAUGCUGAAGCGCUACCCGGAGCUGUCGGUGAAGCUGUCGCAGCUGAUGGACGACUACAUCCAGGCGCUGCGCUCCAAGGACGAAACGCCCGGUUCGAUGCUGGCCAUGACCGAGGAAGCGGAGGCCACCAUCCUCGACAAGUACCGUGCCGAGAUCGAGCGUAAGGUCAGCGAGAAGGAGCGCCAGCGGUUGGCCGAGAAGCAGCGCAAGGAGCAGCGAGCGCAGGAGCGCGAGAAGAUCCGCGAAGAGAAGCUGCGCCUGGAGGCGAAGAAAAUGGAGGCCGCCUACAAGCAGCAGCAGCAGCAGCAACAGCAGCAGGCUCAACAGCAACAACAGCAACAGCAACAGCAGCAACAACAGCAGCUGCAACAGCAGCAGCAGCAGCAGAUGCAGAUGCAACAAGCGCAGCAACAGCAGUCCAUACAAACCCAGCAGCCAUCGCUGUCGGAGCAACCGCAAACUCAGAAACAGUCGGACGUGGACGUGCAAAAGGAAACCGACACCACGAAGGAUUACAGCGAGGAUGUGGUCAUCACAAGCCCACAGCCGACGGCACUGCCGACCGUCGACGACGAAGCCGUACAGCGGGCCGUGGAGGAGGUGGCCGCAGCAGUCGCACACCAGGAGGCGGAGCCAAAGAUGCAGCACGUGCUCGCCCACGAUAUCGGCCACGGUGAACCGAGCUACUCGGUGCGACGUGAAGUGUACAGCUCACGUGACAGCAAGAACGUCUACUUCACGGUAGGAUUCGCCGGCGUCGCUCUGAUGGCGGCCGUCUUCGUCGGUGUGGCCGUGGCCAAGUGGAAAGCCUCCCGAUCGCCGCACGCUCAAGGCUUUGUCGAGGUUGAUCAGGCUGUCGGAGCACCGGUCACCCCGGAAGAGCGACACGUGGCGAACAUGCAGAUCAACGGGUACGAAAAUCCAACCUACAAGUACUUCGAAAUUAAGGAAUAAAGUGUGACACCGUCACGUCGUUACACGUGGGAAGCUAAAGCGCAGCCGGGAAGCGCCCGGUAGGUGAACAUCCUGGUGAGACAAGAGCAGCAGCAGCAGCAGACAGCGAAAGACAAAACAGAACACGUAUUAGAAAUCAGCGGUAGGCGCGCGAACCAAGCGAACAACCAAACUACUGUGCGUAGUAGUACCGCGGACACACAGAGUUAGACAGCCGGCAGAAGAGCGUACUAAAAAUCGGCUGGCUGGUCGGUACCACAAAAACUAACACAACCAACCGAACCAACCAACCAAAGUUCCAGGAAGUACCGUUGUACCCCGUGCGGGAGAGCGCGCGCCCAGCGGGUGGCAAACAUUUUGACAAACGGACACAGCUAAAUACGGCCAUUUUUUGUAUCCCCCCCCAAGCGCCGACGAGGCGAGUAUAAACAAACUCUGCUUGUACUAAAAACCAAGCUACAGCAACGGAACGGAGCGUAGAAUUGAGUAUCAA
Molecule: messenger RNA, 3096 nt
Organism: Anopheles cruzii
Lineage: Eukaryota; Metazoa; Arthropoda; Insecta; Diptera; Culicidae
Gene: Appl
Product: amyloid-beta-like protein
Exons: 11
Coding region: 42-2603 (853 amino acids)
Biological process (GO): axonogenesis; central nervous system development
Cellular component (GO): membrane; neuron projection; neuronal cell body
Molecular function (GO): transition metal ion binding; heparin binding
Source: RefSeq, a predicted model, not a curated record